UCCCUGCCAGGAGGUUGGAGCCAGGUGGGGGUGGGGCUGUUGUGCCAGGAAGCAGCAGUAGGACAAGAGGGCUGGGUCUGGAGCUGUGCCAGGGGAGGUUUAGGUUGGAUAUUGGGAAGCAAUUUUUUGCCAAGAGAGUAAUCAGGCCUUGGAAUGGGCUGGGCAGGGAGGGGGUGGAGUCCCUGUCCCUGGAGGUGUUGAAGGUGAGAGUGGAUGUGGCCUCAGUGCCAUGGUCUGGGAAGCACAGCAGGGUUGGAUCCAGGGCUGGACUUGAUGAUCUCGGAGGUCUUUUCCAACCCAGCUGAUUCUGUGAUUCUCUGAUUGCCAUUCCUGUGGCAGCACAUGCUUGAGGCUCCAUCCCCAGGGUGAGAGAGAUGUCUGUCCAUAUCUAUCUGCAAGGUUAGUCUGUAAAUGUGUGGUGUUAGCAAAGCAGGCUGAGUUGUGGGCUGGUUGUAGAAGGAGAAAGAAGCCCCCAGCCCAGUGCAAGCAGGCAGCCCUCAGCUUGCACCUGAUGUCCCCUCCCUGCAGGUUCCUGUCCUUGAGCCCAGGCCCUGAGGUGAGGCUGAGAAUAAGUGCAAGGCAGAGGUGCUGCUGAGGAAGGAGAGCCCCGUGGUGGGGAAGGCACAAAGCUGUGUGUGCCCAUCCCCGAGCAGGUGCUGUGUCCAUCCCCUGUGUGCCAGGAUUUGUCCUUCCCAAAGCUUGGGCAGAUGGAGGAGGCUGCGAGGAAGAGGAAGAUGCCUUGGGCCCCCCAGGCAGGCCCCGAGCUGAGGACGGAGAGCCCGGAGGACAAAUCCCCCCGGCAGAGCCUGGUGGGAGAGGCCGUUUUGAAGGGCUCCCCGGCGCAGGAAGGCAGCGGGGAGGAAAAGGGCCGGAGAUCCCCCCGCAGGAGGGGCUCCAAAGCCAGCCCAGGGUGCUCUGAGGAGGAAAGAGCCAGCGUGUGCCGGGAAGGCGGCUGGAGCUUGAGGGGAAGCUCUGAGCUGGUGGUCCCUGAGCAGCCUCCCAGCAGGGAGAAGCCCUUCAGGUGCUUGGAAUGUGGGAAGAGCUUCUGGAAGAGCACGAAACUCCUUGCCCACCAGCACAUUCACACUGGGGAACGGCCCUACACAUGUAGGGAAUGUGGGAAGAGCUUCAGGAGCAGCUCCAACCUGAUCCGACACCAGCGCAUCCACACUGGGGAACGGCCCUACACAUGUAGGGAAUGUGGGAAGAGCUUCAGGAGCAGCUCCAACCUGAUCCAACACCAGCGCAUCCACAGUGGGGAACGUCCCUACAAGUGCUUGGAAUGUGGGAAGAGGUUUCAGACCAGCUCCAAUCUCCUCCUGCACCAGCGGACACACACGGAUGAGAGGCCCUUCCGCUGCACCGACUGUGGGAAGGGCUUUAAGUGGAACUCCAACCUCAUGAUCCACCAGCGGACACACACGGAUGAGAGGCCCUUCCGCUGCACCGACUGUGGGAAGGGCUUUAAGUGGAACUCCAACCUCAUGAUCCACCAGCGGACACACACGGAUGAGAGGCCCUUCCGCUGCAGCGACUGCGGGAAGGGCUUUAACCGGAACUCCACCCUCGUCAGGCACCGGCGCAUCCACAGCGGGGAGAGGCCCUACAGCUCCAGCCCCCACACCCACCAUCUUAUCCACACUGGGGAACGACCCUACAGGUGCUCGGAAUGUGGGAAGAGGUUUAAGACCAGCUCACAUCUCCUCCUGCAUGAGCGAACGCACACGGAUGAGAGGCCCUUCCGCUGCACCGACUGUGGGAAGGGCUUUAAGCGGAACUGCACCCUUGUCAGGCACCGGCGCAUCCACACCGGCGAGAGGCCCUACAAGUGUGGGGAGUGUGGGAAGAGCUUCACCCAGAGCUCUAACUUGACCAAACACCAACGGACACACCGGUAAGGGAAGCCCUCGAGUGCCCCGACUGCAGGAAGAACUUCGGCCGCUGCUUCCACCCUGAAUGAACCCCCUGAUGGGGAGGCAACCCCUGGAGUCCAGUGACUGUCACUCCAUCUCUUUCGACCACAAAGGGCCAGUCCCCUUUCCCAGGGGCAGCUUCUUCCAACAGAACCCUUCCUGGGGGGUGUGUGGAGAUUCCUGCCUUGACUGGGGACGCCCCAAGGUCACUCCUGGAGGUUGAGAGCAGAGAUCUCCUCAUGAGCGUUGGUCUGGGGGAGUUCCAUCCAUCUCUAAUUAAGAAUUAUUGCUUUUGUGCCAGCUUGAGUAGAAUGGCUUCAACAAUUGCUUUAGUGUAGAGCACUGUCCUAUCUUACCCUGUACUCCUGGUAGUUUUAGUGUUUGUAUUGUGCAGUAAAUAAUUCUGAUGAAGAUCUUCUGUCUGAUCGUUUGUAACCCUAAAUAAAUUCGUUUCUAUCAAUAGA
This is a messenger RNA of Pseudopipra pipra, 2377 nucleotides long. Its product is annotated as zinc finger protein ZFP2-like. Bases 708 to 1898 code for a protein of 396 amino acids. Lineage: Eukaryota; Metazoa; Chordata; Aves; Passeriformes; Pipridae. Gene Ontology annotation, molecular function: DNA-binding transcription factor activity, RNA polymerase II-specific. The record is from RefSeq and is a predicted model, not a curated record. Gene Ontology annotation, cellular component: nucleus. The transcript has 3 exons. Gene Ontology annotation, biological process: regulation of transcription by RNA polymerase II.